AUGAAACUUGAUGCUAUGAUUGAAGAGAUCAAGACAGAAAAGCUGUUUGGCGACAUAUGUGGAGUCAGUGGUGAUGUGGUCGAUGAGAUUAACAUGUACUACGAUUGUCGCUAUAUAUCAGCAUGUGAAGCAACUUGGCGACUAUUUGGGUACGUGAUCCAUUAUUGCAUGCCACCUGUGGAGAGGUUAAAUUACCACUUAAAGCACCAACAGAACGUUGUCUAUGGGGAGGAUCAAAGCCUCGACGAGAUUGUCGAGAACCAAGAGGUUAAGGAGAGCCAGUUCACAGCUUGGUUUGAGGCAAACAAAAAAUACGAAGAUGCUCGGUCGCUCACUUAUGCAGAGUUCCCUAAUGAUGACAAGGAGUACAUCGACGGUAUUACUGAAUCCAAUUACUGGGCAUCCGCGUCUGCAUUGCGAAGGUUGUUUGCUACGUUGCUCACUUCAAGUUCAAUCACUAGACCCGAGGUGGUGCGGAAUGCCAUUUGGCAAUUUCUUGAUGAGGAUGCACAGUUUCAUCGUCAACGUCUCAUGCACAAUCCAUAUUUGUUGUUAUUGAAAUACGAUAAACAACAAUUUGCUUUGGUCGAGUUGGAGAAGUUAUUGUCUUUGUGGGGGAAGAGCCUGAGCGACUAUCUGGAAAUGCCGAUUCUAGAAGAAAAUAACAUUGGAUUGACGGAAAACAUGUUGAUAUCCGAAGAGUUGGCGUACCACAAGGAAUCAUUGAAGGUAGAGCAUGAAACAUUGGUAACUCAAUUGACGGAUGAACAGAAGGUUGUUUACAACUCUGUUAUUAAUGAUAGUGAUUCUAAAGGAGGCAGAUUGUUUUUUGUAUAUGGUUACGGAGGAACAUGCAAGACGUUCGUCUGGAAAACAUUAUCUUCAAAGAUAAGGAGUCGCGGAGAUAUUGUUCUGAAUGUUGCUUCAAGUGGAAUAGCAUCUUUACUAUUGCUGGGUAGCAGGACAUCGCAUUCUCGAUUUGCUAUACCACUCUCAGUGAAUGAAGAUUUCACCUGCAAUAUCUCGCAAGGUAGUGACCUUUGCGAACUUAUAAUCAAGUGCAAAUUGAUAAUAUGGGAUGAAGCACCGAUGACACACAAAUACUGUUUUGAGACUUUAGACAAAACCAUGAGGGAUAUAUUGAGAUUCACUGUACCUGGUAGUGAUCAGAAAACAUUUGGUGGAAAGACAGUAGUAUUGGGCGGUGAUUUUAGACAGAUUCUUCCAGUUAUUACAAAAGCAACAAGACCAAUGAUUGUAGGAGCCACUAUUAAUUCUUCAUACCUCUGGAGGAAUUGCAAGGUAUUGAGGCUCACGAAAAACCUGAGACUACAGAGCUUAGCUUCAAACGAAGAUAGACAGACGGUUGAUUGGUUCUCAAGAUGGAUUGCAGACAUCGGGGAUGGGAUUACAAGGUUUGUAAACAAUGGUUUGUUUGAUAUCGAUAUUCCACCAAGGUUUAUGUUGAAGUGUGGACCUGAUCCAAUUGCAACUAUAGUCGAAAGCAUUUUCCCAGCGGCGAAGUAUGGAAUGCUAGAAGAGUCACACCUAGAAGGGCGAGCGAUCCUCUCACCGACUUUAGAUGUUGUUUGA
Molecule: messenger RNA, 1593 nt
Organism: Ipomoea nil (Japanese morning glory)
Lineage: Eukaryota; Viridiplantae; Streptophyta; Magnoliopsida; Solanales; Convolvulaceae
Exons: 4
Coding region: 1-1593 (530 amino acids)
Biological process (GO): telomere maintenance; DNA repair
Molecular function (GO): DNA helicase activity
Source: RefSeq, a predicted model, not a curated record